This is a messenger RNA of Empidonax traillii (willow flycatcher), 1441 nucleotides long. It is a transcript of the gene UNG, whose product is annotated as uracil DNA glycosylase. Bases 93 to 980 code for a protein of 295 amino acids. Lineage: Eukaryota; Metazoa; Chordata; Aves; Passeriformes; Tyrannidae. The transcript has 7 exons. Gene Ontology annotation, cellular component: nucleus; mitochondrion. Gene Ontology annotation, molecular function: uracil DNA N-glycosylase activity. The record is from RefSeq and is a predicted model, not a curated record. Gene Ontology annotation, biological process: base-excision repair, AP site formation via deaminated base removal; base-excision repair.
CAGUCCCGCCCCCCCCCGCUGGAGCCGCCGCUGCCGACCCUCACUCAGUCAUUCAUUCACUGCCUCCCACUCUGCCUCGCUCCUGCCCUGCCAUGAUCGGCCAGAGGACGCUGCACUCCUUCUUCAGCCCCGCGCCGCCCAAGAAGCGCGCCCGGUCCCCGGAGCCGGGAGGAGAUGCUGAGGUGAGCGCCGCCAAGAAGGCGAAGGGAGAUGAGGCGGGCGCGGCGCCGUCGCUGAGCGAGGAGCAGCGGGAGCGCAUCCUCAAGAACAAGGAGGCGGCGCGGCAGCUGCUGGCGCAGCGGAACGUGCCCCCGGGCUUCGCGGACAGCUGGCGGCGGCAGCUGGCAGGGGAGUUCUCCAAGCCGUACUUCGUGGACCUCAUGGCGUUCGUGGCCGAGGAGAGGAGGCGCUACACGGUGUAUCCGCCCCCCGAGCAGGUCUUCACCUGGACGCAGAUGUGCGACAUCUGGGACGUGAAGGUUGUAAUUCUGGGACAGGAUCCAUACCAUGGCCCUAACCAAGCUCAUGGGCUCUGCUUCAGUGUCCAGAAGCCUGUUCCACCUCCCCCCAGUUUGGAAAAUAUUUACAGGGAGCUCUCUACAGACAUCGAGGGCUUCACUCAUCCUGGCCAUGGGGAUCUGACUGGCUGGGCCAAGCAAGGAGUGCUCCUGCUCAACGCUGUGCUCACCGUGAGGGCUCACCAGGCCACAUCCCACAGGGAGCGGGGCUGGGAGCAGUUCACGGACGUCGUGGUGUCCUGGCUCAACAAGCACCUGAACGGGCUCGUGUUCAUGCUGUGGGGAGCCUAUGCCCAGAGGAAGGGCAGCUCCAUUGACAGGAAGCGCCACCACAUCCUACAGACGGUUCAUCCUUCACCCCUCUCAGCCAACAGAGGGUUUUUCGGCUGCCGGCACUUCUCCAAGACAAAUGAAUUCCUCAAGAAAUCUGGGAAGAAGCCCAUCGACUGGAAAGCACUCUGAGCACCUCCUGGGUGUCAGGAUUUGGGUGCAGCCCCUGUGUCAGGGGUUGGCUCAUUUCUGACAAACUUCUGCUGACCUGUUCUUUGGGUGUUGGUCAAUGAACAAAUGCCUAAACUUUCAUUUUAUAUAUAUUCUAAAAUGUUUAUUUUUCAAGAGCAUGUUUGAGUCUUCGAUGGACAACUCUGCUCUUGGAGCUGGUCUCAGCUUCAUUUGGAGCAAAAAAAUCCCCAGAGUUCUAUGUCAGUUUGUUGUUGUUGUAAUGGGAAUAUUUUUUCAGGCUCUGGUGAAGGGAUGUCAAUUCUUAAGGUGAAGCUGCUCAACUUCUGUACGUGCCUGGCUGCCUCCUGCCUCCUUGCCUCCUCUCAGGCAGACCCAGGUUUCCUGUUUAUGCAUUUGGAGCUGACUUCCCGUGAGGAAAAGAAAGAUGCUCUUGGUUUUAGCUUUUUUCUACAGAUUUAUUA